Messenger RNA from Pecten maximus, 1626 nucleotides. RefSeq names its product ribonucleoside-diphosphate reductase small chain-like. The transcript is spliced from 8 exons. Bases 162 to 1340 code for a protein of 392 amino acids. NCBI's taxonomy places the organism in Eukaryota, Metazoa, Mollusca, Bivalvia, Pectinida, Pectinidae. The record is from RefSeq and is a predicted model, not a curated record. Gene Ontology annotation, molecular function: ribonucleoside-diphosphate reductase activity, thioredoxin disulfide as acceptor. Gene Ontology annotation, biological process: deoxyribonucleotide biosynthetic process. Gene Ontology annotation, cellular component: cytosol.
UGUUUACAAACAAGCGCCAUAAUAUGAAGGAGUUUCCCGGAGUAAUUUGUGAGUAGCUCGUGAACUUGCAGACUGGUGCAGACGUAUUUUAUUCACAUUGAAUUUUACAUCACUUUAUUUCACUUAAUUUUUAAUAACCCUGUUUUAUAAAUUUAAGAAUUAUGUUGUCUGCAAACUCUCCAAGAACUACUCAAGUUUCAACUGCUGCUCUAAUGAAGAAAACGCAUCUCAACGACGAAAACAAGGCCCAAGAUGGUCUCAAGCCUAAAGUUUUAGGAGACAGUCAAAAGCAGAACAUCAUGACAAAGCCAGUAAGCGAGCCAAUCAAAAAGAUGGUACAACCAGCGCCCAGAAGGAAAGUCCUCAAAGAAGAACCACUGCUGAAGGAAAAUCCUCGUCGCUUUGUAGUGUUUCCUAUUGAGUACCAUGAUAUAUGGAAGAUGUAUAAAAAGGCAGAAGCCUCCUUCUGGACUGCAGAGGAGGUGGAUUUGUCCAAAGACAUGAACCACUGGGAAAACCUGAAGGAUGAUGAGAAACACUUCAUCUCACAUGUGCUUGCAUUCUUUGCUGCCAGCGACGGAAUUGUUAAUGAAAACUUGGUUGAAAGAUUCAGCAAAGAGGUCCAAGCAACAGAAGCUAGGUGUUUCUACGGUUUCCAAAUAGCCAUGGAAAACAUUCACUCUGAAAUGUACAGUUUACUUAUUGACACCUACAUCAAAGAUCCUGUUCAAAGGGAAUUCCUAUUCAAUGCCAUUGAAACAAUGCCAUGUGUGAAACAGAAGGCUGACUGGGCCUUGCGAUGGAUCGGCGACCAGGAUGCAGACUAUGGCGAGAGAGUUGUAGCAUUUGCAGCUGUGGAAGGGAUCUUCUUUUCUGGGAGCUUUGCAGCUAUAUUCUGGCUCAAGAAGAGAGGAAUCAUGCCUGGUCUCACAUUCAGCAAUGAGUUGAUCAGCAGGGAUGAGGGCCUGCACUGUGACUUUGCCUGUCUGAUGUUUAACCACCUUGCAAAUAGACCAUCACAAGAACGAGUGCAAGAGAUCAUUGAUGAUGCUGUAAAAAUUGAGCAAGAAUUCCUAACGGAUGCUCUUCCAGUCAACCUGAUUGGCAUGAACUGUGUGUUGAUGCGGCAAUACAUUGAGUUUGUGGCCGACAGACUACUCGUGGAGUUGAAGUGUGAAAAGCUGUAUAAUGUAGAAAACCCAUUUGACUUCAUGGAGCAGAUUUCUUUGGAAGGAAAAACAAAUUUCUUUGAGAAAAGAGUUGGAGAGUAUCAGAAGAUGGGAGUUAUGAGUGGUGGCUCAUCAGGAAGCCAUUCCUUCUCACUUGAUGAAGACUUUUAAAAAUGUGAUGUAAUAUUCGGUUGUGAUCUCAAGCUAUGAAACUGCCCAGAACUUUUGUGCAAUUAUGUCGUGCUGUAAUGAUAUUUUACUGCAAGAAUAAUUUUAAUUUAAUCCAUUAUCAUCUACGUAUUUGAAUAUUUUAUGUGCUUUGAAUGAAUGUUUUGAGAUUUUAAGUUGUGUGUAAUUUUAAGGUUUGAAAGAGAUUAAGUUGUGAAAGUUUUAUGAUGGUGAAUGUUUUAUGAUCAUUUUAGUAACAUCCUUAGUUUUAUAUAUUUAUGACUUGAAA